This is a messenger RNA of Liolophura sinensis, 1145 nucleotides long. Its product is annotated as protein phosphatase 1L-like. The transcript is spliced from 4 exons. Bases 69 to 1145 code for a protein of 358 amino acids. The record is from RefSeq and is a predicted model, not a curated record. Gene Ontology annotation, biological process: protein dephosphorylation. Gene Ontology annotation, molecular function: cation binding; protein serine/threonine phosphatase activity. Lineage: Eukaryota; Metazoa; Mollusca; Polyplacophora; Chitonida; Chitonidae.
UGGAAAACAUCUAGGAUUUUAUCAGCAUCUUGUCGAAUUUCUUCUCCUCCUACUCAUCCCAAUUCGAAAUGACGAUUAUAGCCUCUAUCAGCCGAUUUGCUCGCAAGUAUAUAUUUAGCCCAGAGGCUGUUGUGCUGUGUGUGUUGGCGUUGUUAGUCUACAACUCGCUGUACCACGUUCAGCCUCUGUGGAAAUACUUACAGCGAGCUAAAAUCAAGAUGCAGCUGAAGUGGAGUGGGAAAUACGAUCAGAUCGGCAUUGAAGCCGAAAGAGAAGUUACGUCCGAGAAAAAUAAGGCGUCUUGGGAGCUCAGGAAAGGCAAUGUGGCGACGUACGCUAUCCAGGGUCGACGCCCGCAUAUGGAAGACCGUUUUAACGUUGUUAACGAUUUAGAGCAUACGGAGACGUCAAUAUAUGGUAUAUUUGACGGCCACGGGGGAGAGUUUGCAGCAGACUUCACAGAGAAGACCUUGUUUAAAAGCCUUAUGGUUCGCCUGUUGAAGUCGGCCCUGGAAGGAGAGGCAGAGAACUUGACACGGGUCCUGACAGAGGAGGUCCUUCACGUUGACAGUCAGCUGCUAUCUGUGGAGAAAGCCACAAUGGAAAUAUCAGGGACAACAGCUUUGGUAGCACUUUUGAAAAAUAAUGUUUUAACAGUUGCCAAUGUUGGAGACUCAAGAGGUGUUAUCUGUAAUAAAGAUGGGAAAGCAAUUCCUUUAUCGUUUGAUCAUAAACCACAACAGCUUAAAGAGAGAAAGCGCAUCAAGAGGGCUGGUGGUUUCAUAAGCUUUAAUGGAGUGUGGCGUGUUGCAGGCGUCUUAGCUACGUCCCGAGCGCUCGGAGAUUACCCGUUGAAAGAAAAACAAUUUGUCAUAGCUGAGCCAGAUAUUUUAACCUUUGACCUGGAUGACCUCCAGCCACAGUUCAUGAUUCUGGCCACUGAUGGAUUGUGGGAUUGUUUUUCAAAUGAAGAGGCUGUGGAUUAUAUCAGAGAGAGGCUGGACGAGCCUCAUUUUGGAGCCAAAAGCCUGGUGCUGCAGGCGUAUUAUCGAGGUUCUCUGGAUAACAUAACUGUCAUGGUGGUUAACUUUGCCGCAAAGAACACACCUGUGAAACGUCCUCAAGUGCGACGCUCAUCCAGAUAG